CGGCGCGCGUGCUUACUAUCGCGCUACUCUGCGCAUGCGUUCUCGACGCCCACGCUGACACUCAGACGAACGGAAUUCUUCUUGACCAAGCUGCUGCAGAAGCACACCUCUAUGGUGCAAAUGGCUCGAACGGAACGAUGUACAGCGACUACGCUGGUAACGUAGUUGUAACGAACAUCCAGACCUUUGAUAAUCCCAGUCCAAGAGAUGAGCAAGAUAUUAUUUAUCAUCUAACCGAUGAGGAAUACUACGAAAUGCCUCUUCUUUUUCACCUGGACGAGUAUGCUGGAUGCCUUGCGAUGGGAGGCGCCUACUGUUUAGGAAGCUUCGAGCUCUCGCCACCUGGACCAAGCACUCUGUUCCGUAUGAUGCAGCGUUACUCAGCGAACUGGGUGGAUAAUUUCAAUCACACGCGGCUACAUCGAGGCCUCUGCUUAACUCGCAGCUGUUUACCACCCAGCCACGGCUCCGCACAUGCGCUGGACGCAUGGUUCGCGUCGUGUGUGAACGCGAGUGUCAUGUCAACUUACAAUCUGUCAGCACGGCUUUACUACCUUGACUACUGCGUCCGCGGCCCCGACAACCACUCGCCACCGCUUUCCACCAGCGAACGUGCCUUCGCCGGUUUGGUUGUCGCUCUGUUAGCUCUGGCUACCGUCAGCACAGCACUUGACAUAAAACUCUCUGAUCACACCAAAAAGGAGUACGGCUGGGCGCUGUGCUGGUCACUCCGGCGCUCGUGGCGUUCGCUGACGGCGGCGGCGCCGAGUGCGCGCGGGGCGGACCUGCGCUGCUUCGACGGCCUGCGAGUGUUGAGUAUGCUUUGCGUCAUCAUCGAACACGUCUGCUGGCUCGGCACACUCUCAUACGUGGCCGAUACGAGAUAUUUCGAGCAGGCUCGCCGCGCUGCGGACGUGGUACUGAUGACGAACAGCACUCUGAUGGUACAGGUUUUUUUCUUGAUGGCAAGUUUUCUGCUGGCGCACAAGCUCUUACACGAGCGUCAGCGAGAUCCCGCUGUCAAGACAUUCUUCACUACCAUGUUCAAUAGGAUCAUCAGAAUAAGUCCGAGUUACUUCGUGGUUCUGUGGUUCGCUUCGUCGUGGUGGGAGAGGCUGGGAAGCGGUCCCCAGUGGUCGUCUCUCGUUCGCUCCGAGGCUGCUAUUUGCCGCCACAAGUGGUGGACACAUCUCCUUUACAUGAACAACGUACUGUAUCCCGAUGAAAAGUGUUUAAUUCAGACCUGGUACUUAGCAGCAGAUAUGCAGCUAUACGCGGUAGCUUUACUGUUGACGCUGCUGCUGCGCGGCCGUCGCCUCGCGCUGCCGUUACUUGGGACGGCAUUCGCGAUGGUGACCAUCGUUCCGCUAAUGUUAGCGUAUGCAUGGCAACUUGUACCUACGUUCGUCGUGCACAGACCAGAGUCAGUGCGGCUGACGUACAGCGGCGACGCGUCGUUCACGUGGCUGUACCAGUCGCCGCUGAGCAAUGCGGCGGGCGCGCUGGCGGGGCUACUGCUCGCGCACGCGCACCACGCUCUGCGCGACGUUACGCCUGACCGACUCGUCUACAACAAGAUGUUCCGCUGGAUAUCAGUGUAUUCGGCUCCUGCAGCGAUGUGCUGGGUAGCGCUAUCACCGCUGAUCCUGGGCACAGGGCCACCUAACCACAUCGCUGCUGCAGUGCUGGCAGCGCUGGAACGACCGAUCUUCAUUACUUUAGUCGCUGUAGCGCUUCUUGGUGCUAUCAAUGGGAUUGAUUCGCCAUGGCGCCGAUGGAUGUCCGAAGGCGCCACGGUGCUGGCGCGGCUGUCGUUUGGUGCGCUGUUGCUGCACAUGCUCUUCAACAAGACAUUGCUCGCAACGCGUCUCGCUCCUGUGCAACUUGACCGACAAUCCGCGAUUAUGGAUUGGUUCGGUGUGGCUGUCAUAUCGUACGCGGCGGCGCUACCACUCGCCUUGCUAGUCGAGAUGCCCGCGCAGCAACUACACAAGGAAAUUAAAAAGAUUAACGAAAAAUCGAAGAACAACAAAUCUACAGACAAGUCCUUGGAUAAGACAGACAUUAGUACGACACAACAAUGCAAUAGUUGAUAAUUUAUCGUCUCGUUUAAUGAAUACCGGUAUAUUUCAAUGCAAUUUGCACAAAUAAAAAGUACGGUUUAAAAAACAUGAACAGCAAUCAUAAAAUUAAAAAACAUACAAACGAUCCCAGUAAAGAUACCAUCUUUACCGAAGAUCGUGAGUUACAACUAAUAUGGUCAAGCAAGUGUUUUCACGUUUAUAAUUCGUCUCGUGCUCAGCUGUGAAGGAAAAUAUCACGAGGAAAACUAAAUGUAACAGGUGACAUUCUAUAAAUGUUUAUCUACCAAUCCGCAUUACAGCAGCGUGGUGGAAUAACUGACUCCCACUUUAAUAAGAGUGGAAGCCUCUGCCAAACAGUGAGUUUUCGCAAUAAUAUUUUCGUAUAAAAAUGAAAUUUAAUUGUUGUCUUGAUUGCAACAUCCUGAUCCCAUAUUCGUCACCAUAUUGGACAAAAUAACCUUUAUGAUCAUAUUCAUUGUUAAUAACUAUUAAUUAAUUCACUUUUUGUACAAAUUGUAUUGAAAUAGACAAUUAGUAUGUACAACUUAUUUUUGUACUGAAAAGUAGUAAUGUUACAUGUAAGGUAUUUGUGAUAAGCUCAAUGGAAACUGAUAUGGUUGUGGGUAGCUCUACCAUUAUUAUGUAAGACAGGGAACCCGAGCUGACAUACUUGAUGGGAAGUGGUCGUCGUUGCCAUAAACAUUGACCCUUUAAUGCAAAUGUAACAAACACUAUAAAUAGAAACAAUUUUGUUGAAUAAAAUAUAUGUGAAACUAAUUGUAUACAUAUUAGCCUACAAUAGGCUAAGUAAUAUUACUUGCUAAUAUAUAAAGAGUGUUGUAUUAAUAAAUACUUAGACUGUAUGUAACUGUGCCAAGUUAGAUUUAGCUCAAUGGCUUGCCAGAUAAUGUUCGACCACUAAACUACUUCUGAAGUAAAAUACACCAUCAAAAGA
Molecule: messenger RNA, 3039 nt
Organism: Nymphalis io (European peacock)
Lineage: Eukaryota; Metazoa; Arthropoda; Insecta; Lepidoptera; Nymphalidae
Product: O-acyltransferase like protein-like
Exons: 12
Coding region: 138-2093 (651 amino acids)
Molecular function (GO): acyltransferase activity, transferring groups other than amino-acyl groups
Source: RefSeq, a predicted model, not a curated record